UUGUUUUGUUUCAAAUAUCCUGUGAUUUUCCAAAAUGUCAGAGGAGGAGGCGCAAUUGCCGUGUAAGGACAGGCAGGAAGAUAAGACGGAUCGCGUGCGACAACUUCCGUGUGGCGUGUGGCGGUCGACCCAUCCGGACCGGAAAUACGUAGGCCUAGACGUCGGCUGUAACGCCGGGGACUUAACAUUCGUGUUGCACGACUUCCUCGAGAACGCCUUAUCGGCCGAUCAGCCGAAGGAGAUCUGUUUGCUCGGCGUGGACCUCGAUCCGAUCUUAAUCGAGCGGGCACGAGAACGCAACCCGCGGCCGGAUCGUAUUAUUUUCGAGUGCCUCGAUUUUCUGGCCGAGGAUCGUAACCGGACACUGGACGAACACCUUCGUCGAUUCGAGAAGUCACGCUUCGAUAUCGUGUUCUGUUUCUCCGUUACGAUGUGGAUCCAUUUGAACCACGGGGACGACGGGCUGGUGGAAUUUCUACGAAAGGCUUGUUCCAUCGCGAACAUGAUUGUGAUCGAGCCACAAUUGUGGAAAUGUUACAGAAACGCUUCGAGACGGCUGAGACGAUCGAAGGGCGAGGAUUUUCCUUUGCUGAAAACGUUAAAAUUCACCGGUGAUACAGCGGCACACAUCGAACGUAUAUUAACAGAAUUUUGUAAUUUUCGGAGAGUCACGGUUACCAGGGACAACGAGUGGAAACGUAGGCUAUUAAUUUAUGCGAGGACGUGA
Habropoda laboriosa is the source of this 727-nucleotide messenger RNA. RefSeq names its product probable RNA methyltransferase CG11342. Gene Ontology annotation, biological process: negative regulation of pre-miRNA processing; miRNA metabolic process. Gene Ontology annotation, molecular function: RNA methyltransferase activity; O-methyltransferase activity. The transcript has 3 exons. NCBI's taxonomy places the organism in Eukaryota, Metazoa, Arthropoda, Insecta, Hymenoptera, Apidae. Gene Ontology annotation, cellular component: cytoplasm. Bases 35 to 727 code for a protein of 230 amino acids. The record is from RefSeq and is a predicted model, not a curated record.